AUGUCCCAAUUAGAGAGAGCAAGGGAAUUGGUCAACAACAAGGAAUAUGCGGAGGCAGAGAAGGCUUAUUUGGAGCUGUUGAAUGACACCGAGAAUGCAAGUUCCAGUAAGCGUAAAAACGAACUCGAAAGCUGCCUGAUCGAGUUGGGACACUUGUACGUGACUACGAAUGAUAAAGCUAAGUUGCGCGAGUAUAUUCCAAACACCACGGGUUAUAUGAUGCAAUUUGCGAAGUCUAAGACUGCAAAGGUGUUGAAAGCUUUGAUCGAGGAUUUUGAACAGGUGCCUGACUCUUACGAUGACCAGAUUUAUGUUUGCCAAAAGAGCAUUGAUUUUGCCAAGAAGGAGAAAAGAGUGUUUCUGCAACAUUCGCUGUCUAUCAAGCUGGCAACAUUGUAUUAUCUCAAGAAACAGUACAAGGACUCGCUGGAUCUGAAUAAGGAAUUGCUGAGGGAGUUCAAGAAACUCGACGAUAAGCCUUCUUUGGUGGAUGUGCAUUUACUCGAUAGCAAAGUUUACCACAAGCUGAGAAACCUGGCGAAGGCUAAGGCUUCGCUGACGGCUGCAAGAACUGCAGCAAAUUCUAUCUACUGCCCCACUGCCACCGUUGCAGAGCUGGACCUGAUGAGUGGGAUACUACAUUGUGAGGACAAGGACUAUAAGACGGCAUUUUCGUACUUUUACGAAAGUUUCGAGAACUUCCACAAUUUGUCUACACAUACUUCCUACGAGAAAGCCUGUACUGUCUUGAAAUACAUGCUUCUUUCGAAAAUCAUGUUGAACUUGAUAGAUGAGGUGAAGACGAUACUGAAUGCCAAGUACACAAAGGAGACAUAUCAGUCUCGUGGAAUCGAUGCGAUGAAGGAAGUCGCAAAGGCAUACAACAGUAGAUCCCUGCUGGACUUCAAUGCGGCCAUGAGACAGUACAAAGAGGAAAUAAUGGGCGACGAACUGAUCAGAUCUCACUUUAAUGCAUUGUACGACACAUUACUGGAAUCGAAUUUAUGUAAGAUCAUCGAGCCAUUUGAGUGUGUCGAGGUCUCGCACAUCUCUAACAUGAUUGGCCUCGAUCCACAGCAGAUUGAAGGUAAGCUUUCCCAAAUGAUAUUGGAUAAGGUAUUUUUCGGCGUCCUAGACCAAGGCAAUGGUUGGCUAUACAUUUAUGACACACCUCAUCAAGAUGCCACUUAUGAUUGUGCAUUGGAACUUAUCGGGCAGCUGGACACAGUUGUCGAUCAACUGUACGAGAAAGCCAGUGUUUUGUACUAA
Torulaspora globosa is the source of this 1269-nucleotide messenger RNA. RefSeq names its product proteasome regulatory particle lid subunit RPN6 (gene RPN6). Gene Ontology annotation, biological process: ubiquitin-dependent protein catabolic process. Gene Ontology annotation, cellular component: proteasome regulatory particle, lid subcomplex. The coding region runs from base 1 to 1269 and encodes 422 amino acids. The record is from RefSeq and is a predicted model, not a curated record. Lineage: Eukaryota; Fungi; Ascomycota; Saccharomycetes; Saccharomycetales; Saccharomycetaceae. Gene Ontology annotation, molecular function: protein binding; structural molecule activity. The transcript has a single exon.